AUGCUGACUAGAAAAUAAUCAAGAGAACAAUAACAAAAGAAACAAAACCAAGCUUCAAAAGCAUCUCAAUAGCAUUCUUCUCAUAAUGAAAGUCUCUCAACUGAAAUUAUGGAAAAUGUUAUAAUUGAAAUGCUAGAACUGUUAGAUGUUUAAAACAAGUUAUAGAUAGAGACUGAUUUUCAAGAAAGUCCUUUAGAUCCUUAGAUAAAAAGAAUAGAGGAUUAUAAUAAUUGUUACAAUAAAGAGUUCUUUGAAUCUUUACUCAAUGAUUAAAUUGAUUUGAGUAAAUGUUUGCUCAAUCAUCAAAUUAGAGAAUGGGUUCGAGGUAAAAUGGUUGAUUGGAUGAUUGAAGUUUUUGCCGCUAAUCAAUGCAUAAACGAUAAUUCAUUUUUUAGAGCUGUUAAUUUGAUGGAUGCAUUUCUUAAGAAUACUUACAAUUAUACUGAAUAACAUCUAUAUUUGAUAGGUGUUACUUGUAUAUUCAUAGCUUCCAAGAUUGAAGAUAUAUACUCUUUUGGAAUUAAAACUAUAACUGAAGAUCUUUCUCAUAAUAAAUUUUCAUCAUACUAAAUUAAAGAAUUUGAAUCAAUAAUAUUAGAGACUUUGAAUUAUGAUACCAAUUUUCCAACUGUCAACGAUUACUUAUAAUAUUUAAGAUAUUAAUUAUUUGGUUAAUCCUAAAAGUAUUCAAAUGAUUUUAUUUUAGUUAAUCUGUCUAAGUCAUUCAUGAAACAGCUGUUUAUAUUCUAAAAAUGUGCUAUCAUGAUUAUUAACUAAUGCAAAAUAAAUAGAUGCUUUUAGCCGCUAGUAUAUUAGGAUACACAAUUUAAAAUUAUAUAGAAAUGCACAUGUCUAGUUUAGGAGGAAACCUUAAGAAAUAAUUGCUAUAAACAGUAUAAAAUUAUAUCUAUUCUUAGCAAAACAAUCUACUAAGAAUUGGAAACCUUGAUUUAUUUGAUUUUUUAGAUUGUCUUUAGAAAGUAAAAAAAUUAACAUAAAACUUUCACAGAAAGUAUCCUCUUUAUCAAAACCUAUAGAAAUUUAAUUGA
Molecule: messenger RNA, 1049 nt
Organism: Paramecium sonneborni
Lineage: Eukaryota; Ciliophora; Oligohymenophorea; Peniculida; Parameciidae
Source: the annotation of a GenBank genome assembly